AUGGAACCAAUCAACAUUGUUCGAUUUUCCCCCUCAGAGCAUGGCAAAUUCCUCCCCGCCAUUCUCCAAAUGCACAUUGACUGCAUCGAGUCUGACGGUGCCCUGCUACGCUUCCACCCGCCAUUCACUCUCGAAAAGCGUCAGAAAAUGGAAACUUUCUGGAAAGCUCGCCUUUCCCAAAUUUCUACCGGUCAUAGAAUCACAUUGAUUGCAUUGGCAUCUUCGGACGGCAAGCAAGAAACUGACAUUGCCGGUAUUGUGGAGUUGGGCAUGACGGAAGCAGAUACGGGCCCCUUCCGGGGUGAUUUGGAGAUGCUGAUGGUGUCGCCAAAGUACCGCCGUAGAGGGUUGGCAAGCAAACUGAUUGAUGAACUGGAAGAAAUUGCAAAAGACGAGAAAAGAACACUGUUGCUGCUGUCUACAGACAUUGGCUCAACAGCCGAAAAAUACUUGUAUCCUCGCCGAGGCUAUACUUUGAUGGGAACGGUUCCCAACUAUGGCAUCUCGCCGACUGAUGGAUCGUUGAAGGAUGGCGCAUUCUUCUACAAGCAAUUAAUAGCGCCCGUGGCGGGAGCCUGA
Trichoderma atroviride IMI 206040 is the source of this 579-nucleotide messenger RNA. RefSeq lists its product as uncharacterized. The record is from RefSeq and is a predicted model, not a curated record. NCBI's taxonomy places the organism in Eukaryota, Fungi, Ascomycota, Sordariomycetes, Hypocreales, Hypocreaceae. Gene Ontology annotation, molecular function: N-acetyltransferase activity.